Molecule: messenger RNA, 1503 nt
Organism: Lachancea meyersii CBS 8951
Lineage: Eukaryota; Fungi; Ascomycota; Saccharomycetes; Saccharomycetales; Saccharomycetaceae
Source: the annotation of a GenBank genome assembly
AUGGCAAAACAGGAUGCGGCCGAAGUGGAAGCCAUUGAGCGCGAUAAUGCCACUUUUUCCGUGUUUGAGACGCUCAUGACACCCGAGAAAAUAGCACAAGUAGCUAUCGUUGGAAGUACUGUCCACUUAGCUGUCUCGAAGUUUAUGCAGAGCGAGGAAGAUACGAUUUUGUUCCAGGACAUUUUGACUACAGCUGUGGCAAUUUUGGUCGGGUUAGGAGUCUCGUAUCGCACUAGAAUUGUCAACAACGGCAUUCACGAUUCGUUGCUGGUGCGAAAAGCCGACAUUUUGCCGGACUUCAAUACUCUGUACUUGCUGUACCUGCCUACUUUCCUUUCACUGCUUUUUGCACGGCAGUUCACAAUUUUGAACCUGGUAAUGACGUUUAAUUAUGCCGAUAUGGCUCCGUACAUGCGACUUCCAAUUCAGACGGUUUUGGUUCUGUUUAAUGGCCAGAUCUACGACGACAGGUUCACGUAUAUUAAGGCUCUGGGUCUCAACUGUAUCUUGGCAUUCGUUCUUGAGAAAGUGAGCCAACUGAAAAGCUUCGAUCGUGUGGAAUGUAACCUGUUCAGCAUACUCCUGACAAACGUGCUGUUCCUGAUAGAUUCUCCUACCAUUCAUUUUCAAGUUUUGCAGAAUGUGCUGAGGGGGUUUGUAGUUGCUGUCGCGGUCAAUUAUCCCCUAAUAAAGCUGACGUCGCGGUGCAACAAGUAUCUCAGGUCCGCCCUUCUUCUCUCGACUUUCGUUUGUGUUUUACCACUCACAGUGAUGUACAUUUUUGAGAUCGACGGCCAAAAUCCAGCGGUUUGGCUUUACUACUAUAUUUCUUCGUCCUCGGUCAGAAUCAAAAUUACAUUCAGCUGGUUGAUUGGGCUAUUAUUUUUGAUUCCAAAUAUCAUGGUCUUCAAGUCCAAUUUUUCCCUGGAUUCCUCUCGCAAAAUUUGGCAUUUCAUCGUCCUGAUUUUGGUAGUUCCACCACUCAAACAAGAUCCUGAAUUUGUUAAGAUUGCCCUGGCUGGUACCAUUGUUUCUUUCUUGGCAGUUGAGUAUUUGAGAUAUUUGAAACUGGCGCCCUUUGGGGAAUACUUUGACUCCAAGUUGAGAUCAUUCGCCGAUUUUCGCGAUGAUCGUGGCCCAAUAAUCAUAUCUUAUAUCUACCUGGUCAUCGGCGUGGCGUCUCCCAUCCUCAUCAACGACUCAUUGGUUGGUGUCAUAAGUUUAGGAGUCGGGGACUCCUUAGCAUCUAUUGUUGGUAAUAGAUGGGGGCGUCACAGAUGGCCGGGAACUAACAAAACUUACGAGGGAACAUCGGCGUUUGUUGUCGCUACCGCUGCAUGCAGUCUGUCAUUUAAGUUCUUCUUGGGAGAAUUUAAAGAUGUUUCUUUCACUAAGCUGAUGUCGAUAUGUUUAUUCUCUGGGCUUUUGGAGGGCAACAGUGUGCUCAAUGAUAAUAUACUGGUCCCUUCAUUCAUGCUCCUAAUUCGCGAGAUCUUCAAAUAG